Messenger RNA from Trypanosoma grayi, 1011 nucleotides. RefSeq names its product CCR4 associated factor. The record is from RefSeq and is a predicted model, not a curated record. Gene Ontology annotation, molecular function: poly(A)-specific ribonuclease activity; nucleic acid binding. Lineage: Eukaryota; Euglenozoa; Kinetoplastea; Trypanosomatida; Trypanosomatidae. The transcript has a single exon. Gene Ontology annotation, cellular component: CCR4-NOT complex; P-body; CCR4-NOT core complex. Bases 1 to 1011 code for a protein of 336 amino acids.
AUGACGAUGCAGUACGGUGCCGUGCCGCCGUACGUGGCGUACCCGCAGCGCUACCCCGUUGCCGUUAGCCAAGGUGGCAUCGCCGCCAUCCCGUCUCUUAGUAAGUCACCCAUGAUCCGCGAUGUGUGGGAGGACAACCUAGAGCAAGAGUUCAGCCUCAUCCGCUCCCUCAUCAAGGACUAUCCGUAUGUUUCGAUGGACACCGAAUUCCCCGGCGUCGUAGCGAAGCCCGUUGGCAGCUUCAAGGCAACACACGAGUUCUACUACCAGACCUUACGGUGCAAUGUGAAUUUACUGAAGAUGAUUCAGCUAGGCAUCACACUGCUCAACGAGAAGGGUGAGGUACCGGAGAACUGCUGCACGUGGCAGUUCAACUUCCGUUUCUGCCUCACUGAGGACGUGUACGCGCAGGACAGCAUCCAGCUGCUGCGCCACGGCGGCAUCGACUUUGAUUACUUCGCGGAGUUCGGCGUGGAGGUGACGCACUUCGCGGAGCUGCUCAUCUCGAGCGGCCUCAUCUUAAACACCGAGAUCCGCUGGCUCGCGUUCCACGCCGGAUACGAUUUUGGUUACUUGAUGAAAGUAGUCUGCGGCAAGGACCUGCCGGAGAAGGAGGAAGACUUCCUGCAGAUCUUCCACUCGCUGUUCCCGUGCGUGUACGACAUUAAGUACCUGCUGCGCUCGACGGAGCUCUCGCACUCGCUGGGGCUGGACCACCUCUCCGAGAGCCUGCGCGUGCGCCGCUUCGGCAUGGCGCACCAGGCCGGCAGCGACUCGCUGCUCACCGGCCACUGCUACUUCAAGCUGCUGCGCGAGUGCUUCAGCGGCAACUCCCCUGUAGCAAACAACGGCGUGCUGUACGGCCUCUGCGAGGAUGCGUCAUCGGCGGCAACGCCCAGCAGCACGACGAUCCCCGGCGGUAGUGCGCACUCCUUUGCGUCCUUCGCCGUCGGCAAGAACACCGGCUUCCCCUCUACCCCGCUCACACAUACGGUGAAGGGACACAACUAG